CUGAAUGAGCAGAAGCGUCCAUUUGUCUCGUUCUCUGACUUUUGAGUAAUGGAUCACUUCAUUUUAAGCUUGCUUUGAUCGUCUUUUGCCUGUCUCCUUCUGAAUCAUUGAAUAUGAAUCAGAUUCUAAAUUCUAGUUCUAAAUUUUGGCCCAAAUUCCCUGUGCCACUGAGGUCCUGUCUCCUUCUGAAGACGUAGAACUUGAAUCCGAUGCUAAAAUGUGGUCGAAAUUCCCUUCGCCACUGAGGUGGAUGCAAAAUUGGAACCCUAACCCUAAACGGCUAAACCCACUACCUUACAAUCUUUUCUUAAUUUUUUAAUUCUCUAUUUUUAUGUUGCUUUUUGGUAAAAAGAAAUUAUAAAUUGACCUCAAUGAACCAGAAAAGUUGCUGAAAAGACGAUAAAAAAUGAGUUGUAUGGGUAGCUCACAGUAUCUUCUUCAAUGGCACAUGCGAUUGGACAAUGGAGCCCAUAAAAGGGAUUCUUACCCAUUAACAGUCAUAUUUCUCGUUAUUGUAUAUGAAUAAACAGUUGCUGUUAUGGCAUCCUCCGGUACUGCCAGAGUUGAACAUUUCCAGCUCGUGGAUGGGAUGCAACUUAAGAUAAAUGUUUCAGGCUCUUUGAAUGGACCCAAUGUCAGAAUUGAACUUCGGCUUAAGAACUGUACAAGGGCCUGGAUUCUUCACUGGGGUUUUGUUAAUCAUGGAAACCCGAAUUGGUUUAUCCCUUCUGAGCAAUCUCCAGGAUCAAAAUCUUAUAAGCAAGGGGCAUUACAGACACCAUUUACGAAGAGUGGAGAAUUUUAUGUAGUCAAUAUGGAGUUGAGAGGCCCUAAAUUCCAUGCUAUAGAAUUUGUUUUGAAAGAUAGCUGCUGCAACAGAUGGUUGAAAUUGAACAAUGGGAAUUUCAGAGUUGAUCUGCCUGAACAUGAUGAAAGUACUAUUCACCCCUCUCUAUCGAAGGACUUGAUAGAACGCAAGGCAUAUCAAAUCUGGGAAAGCAAGGGCAGGCCAACGAGCACUCCACAUCAACAAAAGCGAGAUUAUGAUGAUGCUGUAAGAGAACUCCAAAGUCAGCUGGCCAAAGGGAUUUCUUUGAAUGAGUUACAAAGUAGUUGUAUGUCUACAAGUACCAAAACACUAACUGAUAAUAGGGGACAUUCUAGGUGUGCAUUACCACCUUCAUACCGUAGAAGACAUGAUGUGGAUCAGUGGUUGCAUAAGCAUUCUGUGGGCCAUGCCAAGAGCACCAAUAUGCCAUUUUCAGCUUUAAUGGAUCUUGUAGAGAGAACUAAUGGAGGAGAUAAAGUUAUAUCGAGGCAGAGUUAUCAUGUUGGUAACUAUGAGAUAGUGGUCCUUACAAAAAUCGUUAAGAGUGAUCUUCAUGUACUGGUAGCCACAAACACAAAGGGUGCUGUAGUUCUUCAUCGGGGUUUCUCAAAGUUGUCCAUUGUGGAAUGGUUGUUGAGUUUUCCUCACUGUUUCUAGGCCCCUCCAUCAGACAUGUUGCCUGAAAGAUCAAGACUUCUUAAUGGUGCAUGCCAAACUUAUUUCGCGGAAAUAUUAACUGGAAAAGGAUCCUUUCAGCUUGUAGAUAUCAAUCUGCAGCAAAGAAAUUUCUUUGGUAUCCAAUUCAUGAUCUGGACAGGUGGAUCUUGGAUAAAAAAUAAUGGGGCAAAUUUCUCUGUUUUGCUGAAGUCAAUCAAUCCUAAUGGAAAGGUUGAUGGGGAUGGGAAAGAAAUUGUCAAAUGGUUACUUGAUGAAAUAUAUCGAAGAGAAAAAGAGGCGGAAAGGUCAUUGAUGCACAGGUUCAACAUUGCAACAGAAUUGACAGAACGUUGUAAAUUUGAAGGGGAAUCAGGCCUUAUUGGCAUUUUGGUCUGGUUGAGGUUUAUGGCCUGCAGGCAUCUUACAUGGAACAAGAACUACAAUGUGAAACCUCGUGAAAUUAGUGAAGCUCAGGAUAAGUUCACCAAUUUACUACAAAAAAUAUAUGUGAACCAGCCGAAUGAUGGAGAAAUUGUGAGAUUGAUUAUGUUAUGUGUUGGACGUGGAGGUCAAGGAGAUGUUGGGCAGAGAAUUCGUGAUGAAAUUCUUGUGCUUCAGAGAAACAAUGAAAGCAAGACUGGCAUGAUGGAGGAGUGGCACCAAAAGUUGCACAAUAACAGUAGCCUAGAUGAUGUGAUAAUUUGUGAGGCACUCUUAAAUUAUGUAAGAUGUGGGUUUAGAAUUGAUGUUUAUUGGCAAACAUUAAAUGCAAAUGGUCUGACAAAAGAGAAGCUUGCAAGUUAUGAUCGUCCAAUUGUGUCAGAGCCUCAUUUUAACACCCAUGCUAAGGAAGGUCUCAUUCGUGACCUUACAAUGUACUUGAAGACAUUAAAGGCUGUUCACUCAGGUGCUGACCUUGAAUCUGCGAUUGAAACUUGUUUGGGUCCUUCUUGCAAGAGUGAUUUCACGAAUGUAGAGAGAGUUAAUUCUCUAGAUGGUUUGUCACAAAAGUUGCGGGAAUCGUUGAACUUUAUCAGAGCAAAUGUGGCUGAUGCAAAUGUUGCUUCGCUUAUGGAGAAGUUACUGGAAUCUCGCAUCGAGCUUCACCCUGUUUUGCUCACAUCUACCGGAAGAGCAAAAGAUUUACUCUUCCUCGAUCUUGCUUUGGAUUCUGCAGUUAGAACAACAAUGGAAAGAGGACUGAAAGACAUCAGCUUCGAUCACCUGCCAGAUAUUAUGUGCUACAUUUCCUUUGUGCUUGAAAAUUUAUGCCUAUCAAUCGUCAACAAUGAAGACCUGAUUUAUUGCACAAAGGGUUGGUAUCUCGUCUGUGAAUCAUACAAAUCCAAUGAUGUUCAGUGGGCAUUACAAGCAAAAUCUAUUCUUGAUCGGGUGCAGCUAAUACUUGCUGAUAGGUCUCAGAACUACCAGAAAAAAAUUCAGCCCAGUGUGCAGUAUCUUGGUAAUUUGCUUGGUAUUAAGAAAUGGGUGAUUGAUAUUUUUACAGAGGAGUUGAUUAGGGCAGGCUCAGCAGCUAUCCUGUCCACACUUAUCAAUCGUUUUGAUCCCAUUCUUAGAAAAAUUGCAAAUCUAGGCUGUUGGCAAGUUAUCAGUCCAGUGGAAGUGUGUGGUUUUGUAACCUCUGUUCAUGAGUUAAUUACCAUUCAAAACAAGGUUUACGGAAAACCAACUGUUAUUAUUGCAAAUAGAGUAACUGGGGAGGAGGAGAUUCCUGAUGGAGUUGUUGCUGUGCUAACACCUAAUAUGCCAGAUAUUUUGUCCCAUGUCUCUAUUAGAGCAAGAAAUAGCAAGGUAUGCUUUGCCGCAUGUUUUGAUCAGAAUAUUCUUAGGAAUCUCAAGCUAAAGGAAGGAAAAGCUAUAUCAAUAAGCAUGAAAUCAAUGAAUUUGAUUAUCAGUGAUGUCGAUGGCUCAAAUUUAUCACUUAAUUCCUCUAUUUCUACUUCCAUUCCACGAGCAGUUACACUUAAAAGGAAGCUGUUUUGUGGGAAAUAUGCUAUUUCACUUGAGGAGUUCACUGCUGAGAUGGUCGGUGCAAAAUCUUGCAACAUCAAAUUUUUAAGAGAAAGGGUGCCAUCAUGGAUUAAGAUUCCAAUUUCAGUUGCCCUAACAUUUGGAGCCUUUGAAACUAUUCUUUUAGAAGAUAUUAACAAGGAUAUAGCGAGCAGGAUUUCUUGCUUCUACAAAUCUGUACUGGGUGGUGAUUUGACCAAACUUCGAGCAAUACAAGAUGCUAUUCAACAAAUGAGAACUUACUACAUAAUCUGAAUUCCUGUUAAAUGGUCACUUUUGACUCUGACCUACGAGCUUAAGAGCAAAAUGAGAAGUUCGAGAAUACCUUGGCCUGGUGAUGAGGGUGAGGAAAGAUGGAAUCGUGCUUGGCAGGCAAUAAAGAAGGUUUGGGCUUCAAAGUGGAAUGAAAGAGCAUAUGUUAGUUGUAGGAAAGCUAAUCUGAAUCAUGAUAACCUACGCAUGGCUGUACUGGUUCAAGAAAUCAUUAGCGGUGACUACGCAUUUGUCAUUCACACAAAGAAUCUAUCAGGGGAUGCCUCAGAGAUAUAUACUGAGAUUGUGAAGGGCCUGGGAGAGACUUUGGUGGGUGCAUAUCCGGGACGCUCAAUGAGCUUCAUCACCAGAAAAAGCAAUCUAAAGUUUCCUAUUGUUACUGGUUAUCCAAGCAAGAAUAUAGGGCUAUACAGUAAGCAGUCCAUUAUAUUCAGAUCAGACUCAAAUGGUGAAGAUCUAGAAGGAUAUGCUGGAGCUGGGCUCUAUGACAGCGCCCUUAUGGAUGAAGAGGAGAAAGUAAUAUUAGACUACUCCAGCGACCGAUUGAUGGUUGAUAAGGCUUUCCAAACGUCAAUCUUCUCAAAAAUUGCAGAAGCAGGAAAAAUCAUAGAAGGUCUUUGUGGUUGCCCCCAGGAUAUUGAAGGAGUGGUUAAAGAUGGAGUCAUAUAUGUGGUUCAGGCAAGGCCACAAUUCUAGAAUUAUUGGAGACAAGUGAUCUUUUAUUCUACAUGGUAAUUCUGUAUCUUUAUGAUUGUAAUUUUCUUAAACCAAAAUCAACUUAACUUAAUAAUUAAUUAAGUUUAGAAUAAUGGUUGUUGUUCUUCUAAAAAAAAGUUCUGUUAUAGCACUAA
Messenger RNA from Hevea brasiliensis (rubber tree), 4641 nucleotides. RefSeq names its product alpha-glucan water dikinase 2. The record is from RefSeq and is a predicted model, not a curated record. Lineage: Eukaryota; Viridiplantae; Streptophyta; Magnoliopsida; Malpighiales; Euphorbiaceae. Gene Ontology annotation, molecular function: ATP binding; kinase activity. Gene Ontology annotation, biological process: phosphorylation.